Messenger RNA from Ambispora leptoticha, 1587 nucleotides. The record is from the annotation of a GenBank genome assembly. Lineage: Eukaryota; Fungi; Glomeromycota; Glomeromycetes; Archaeosporales; Ambisporaceae.
AUGUCCACUCUUAUAUCAAUAUUAAUUUCAUUGAGCCUGAUAGAUUUUUUCAAUAUUCUUUUUAUUCUGUUGAUUUUCUAUGCCCUUCAAUUUUACAUUGAUUACUUUACACGUGAAAAUCCACUUCCCGGUCCAUUUCCUUUACCGCUCAUCGGAAGUAUAUACCAAAUGCAAGAUGGAAUGGAACAUUGGUUGCCACAUCUUCAUAAGAAAUACGGUGACAUAUUUGAAGUCUGGUUCGGACCAACACGUAAAAUAUUUUUGAGCAAAUCGGAACUAAUUGAAAAGCUUACAAUGAAAUCAACAAAGAGCAAUUUUCUUUUACAUUAUAUCAUUGGCUCAAAUAAAGGAUUAGACCUUUACGCUGAUCCACAAAGAGGAAUGUUUUUUAACGGAAAUAUUCCGCAUUGGAGAUCAACUCGUAGAGUGAUAGAUAAUCUAUUAAUGUCACCCAAUUUUCAGCGUGAGACUUUAAAAAAAUCGCAAAUUUAUUUUGCGGAGAUGGAAGAAUACUGGAAACUACUUGGAUAUGAUAACGCUUUACUUUUAUCCGCAUGGGCAAAGAACUUUUUAACAGAUUUAAUGUACGAUUUGAAUGUUGGAAGGCGCUGCUCUUUUAUGGCGAGGUAUUUCAAUUCACUUGCAAAUUCAGGAAAAAAGGAAAUACCAACCGAAGAAUUGAAAUUUUGUGAUGAUCACGAACAUGGAGAUUCAGUUAUAGAAGAAGCGCUCAUGUUCUUUUUUACGUCAUCCGAAUUGGUAUGGCGAUAUCUUUUCGCUCGUCGUACUCAACGAUAUAUUAAAUCUCGCGAGACUUGGCAAAGAGCUUAUGAAAAACUUAUUCAUCAACGUCUUGAUCAACGAGCACAAAUUGGUUACGACUCUAAGUUAAAACCGGAUGCAUUGAAUCUACUUCUCGACUUGAAAGAAAAAUCUGUAUUGAAUAAAAAAGAUAAUCGCGGCGACAAUUUUCACAUGGAUGAAGAAGAUAUUCGGGUCACAUUACGAGAGAUUAUGCAGGCCUCUGCAACUAUGGCCGGUAUUUUCGGUUUUAUUAUAGAAUAUAUUGGACGAAUUCUCAGAGUUAAGGAGCAAGUCGAAAAAGAAAUUCGAGAUCAUGCAAGUUCAAAAACUAAUACAAUAAAUAUUGAAGAACUUGCUCAAUUUAAAUAUAUCGAGGCGGUAAUCUGGGAAGUUCUUCGCGUAAGAUCCAUGUAUAUGAUCGAAAGAGCAAAUACUCAGGAAGAAACAAUCGGCGGAUACAAAUGGAAACCAGGCACCAGAUUUUGUGUCAACAUUCAACCAAUUCAUUUCAAUCCGGAUGCCUGGCAAGAUCCCAACGAAUUUAGGCCAGAGAGAUUCUUGAACAGGGAGAUUAAAAAUCCAAAUAUUUAUAUCCCUUUUGGUAUGGGAUUGCGAGAAUGUCCCGGACGAUUGGUAACAAUGACUACCUUGAAAGCGAUGAUAGUUUUGUUGUAUCGCAAGUAUAAUGUGGAGCUACUUGAUACUGACAUGCCCAUAAAAUAUCGAAAUAUAUUCCUUAAUACUUGUCUUGGAGCUAGUGUUAAAUUGACACCAAAGAAAUAG